AUGAGUUUGUGUUUCGGACGAUCUACUAUUGGUAGGCCAUACAUCAUCGGUCAUAGGGGAGCAAGCGCAGGGUACCCUGAGAAUACAGUUCUUUCGAUAGAACAAGCGAUAGUAGAGGGAGCGGAUGGCAUAGAAUUCGACAUCCAGAAGACCGCAGACAAUCAAAUAAUUGUCCAUCAUGAUGAAGUCUUGGAUCGAACUACGACCGGGUCUGGUCGCGUCUCUUCAUUUCCAUAUUACGGUGUAAUCGAACACUUGACAACCAAAUCACAUCCACAAUGUCCAAUUCCUCGUCUAGACGACGUUAUCCAUGUCAUGAUGAAACCAGAGAAUUCUCACGUCUUUGCGGUAAUAGACAUUAAACCCAACAAUGAUCCAACAAUCAUAGCUAUACUGGCUGACAUACUAAAGAAAUACUCUGACGAUGUAUCGAUAUUCAAAUCUCGCCUAUCUCUUGGCAUUCGACACACUUUAUUUCUUCCUUACUGCCAUUCUUAUUUACACCAAAUACCAAUCAUGCACAUCGGAUCCUCUCUUGAUAUAGCUCAGACAUACUUUCCCGACGUAGCCGGAUAUAAUCUUACACAUGUAUCAUUAUCAGGAUCCCGUGGUCGGUCAUUUAUAGACAAUGCUCAUGCGAAAGGGCAAUCGAUUUUCGCGUGGGUGGUUAACCGUAACGGUUUGUACAGUGACUGUAGAAGAUGGGGUGUAGAUGGAGUGCUGACUGAUAAGAAUAAGGAUUUUGUAAACAUGUAUGGCAAAAAUGGCAAGUGGGACGAGAAUGAGAACAUAUUAAACUGGAUAGGAAGAAUGAUGAGAGGGUGGUUUUAUGCGAUUGCAAGAGUUGUAAUUCAUCAUGUGGUUAUCAGGCGACUAAAGAAGUACGGUGAGCUGAAAAAAGUAGAUUAG
This is a messenger RNA of Paraglomus occultum, 909 nucleotides long. The record is from the annotation of a GenBank genome assembly. Lineage: Eukaryota; Fungi; Glomeromycota; Glomeromycetes; Paraglomerales; Paraglomeraceae.